This is a messenger RNA of Hyphopichia burtonii NRRL Y-1933, 874 nucleotides long. RefSeq lists its product as uncharacterized. The record is from RefSeq and is a predicted model, not a curated record. The annotation marks the transcript as partial. The transcript has a single exon. Lineage: Eukaryota; Fungi; Ascomycota; Pichiomycetes; Serinales; Debaryomycetaceae.
GAUAAGUCAAUGGAUCAGUCUAGGCCCCGAAAAAGUUUUAAUUCUACAAAAUAUAGCACUGAAAAUGGAUACGAUGAUUUAUUACUAACCAACUCGAAUAAUAAAUGGUAUUCUAGCAUAUCAGAACUGGCGCAAUAUCCCAGUCAAAUGUUUUAUAGUACCAGUGAUCUAGACGAUUAUCCAGUUAAGCCAGGCAAGAAUCAUGAUAAUAAAGAUACGUCAUUUUCACCUUAUAUGCAAUUAGCUGCAUCAGAUUCUAAUACAUCAGUAAUCAACCAAACUAAAUUGAAAAAUGAGAAAUAUUCAAAUUUAUCAUCUGAUGAAAAUGAAUCUCCGGGUCCUGAAGAACCUAUUAAGUUUUGGUCUGGUACUUCUCUUGACCGUUUCAAGCAGAGAAACUAUAGUGCAUCAAGUAGCACUGGAUCAGUUGUCAAGAGGAAGUUAGCUCUUAGCAGCCCGCAAUCCGAUUCAUGUUCGGUUCGUAGACCAAGUAGCGGCUAUCUUACGGAUUAUGAAGAUGAACAAUCACAGAAUGGAGGUGAAGUUGGUCAAGAAGUAAGUUCAAGUAUACCUGGACUACAUUAUCUUCAUACAGGAGUUGAUGCAACCCAUGAUGAUAAAUUAGACAAGAGAGAUUAUAAAAGGGGUAGAAAAUCUUCAGAAGAGGGAGUCCGAUAUAGUAAUGAUUUUGAAGAUUAUAAUAUCAAUAGAUACCCGUAUGAAAGAAGGUCUGGGGUCGGACAAAGGCCAAAUUCUAGUAUGAAAUUAACUGACGUGGACAUCAAGAGACUGAGACUGAAAUCACCAGAAAAAUUGAUCUCCGAAAAAUUUCGAAGAUCAGAUAGAUGAUGGUUCUAUCAUGCUUUUAUAUAUA